CCCUUCCUGAGAUUUCGUUCCCAUUGUCAUUACUAUUUGUCUCUCUGAAUCACCAAAGGGUGCUUCAUAAUGAAAAAUUCAUGUUAAAUUAGUAUAUGACUAUAAACCAGUUUUAUUGAGUCCAUUUUUAUUUUAUUUAGAAAUAUAUGCCAAAGAGAGGAAAUGACAUAUCUCUGUAUCCAUUCCUGGUCCUAGCCCUGCCCUAUUCCAACAAGGUUGUGUCCUGCCCUGAAUUCUCAGUUACUCUGCAGAAUCAUUUCCUUCAAAGUGAGGAGAAAGUGUAAAAGAAACCAAAGAAAGGAGUUUUUAGCAGAUAAUUGAGAAUUCUGGACUACUGUUGCUGAGCUGAACAGAAGGAUGGAAAGAUGUUUGUCCUAUUGGAGCUACUUCCUUCUUGGGAUAACCCUUCAGAUAGUGUGCACACAAUCUGUAAAAAAUUGUGUUGUCAGACAAGAAGUGGCUGAUUGUAGCCACUUGAAAUUGACCCAAAUUCCUCCUGAUCUUCCAACCAACAUCACAACCUUGAACCUUACCCAUAAUCAACUCAAAAGAUUGCCAGCUGCAAAUCUUACAAGAUAUAACCAACUUGUCAUUUUGGAUGGAGGAUUCAAUAGCAUCUCAAAGUUGGAGCCGGAAUUGUGUCAGAGUCUGCCUCUGUUGAAAGUUUUGAACCUUCAACACAACGAGCUCUCCCAGAUUUCUGAUGCCAUGUUUGCCUCCUGCAUAAGUCUUAUGGAACUUCAUUUAAAGUUCAAUUCUUUUAAAAAAAUCAGUAACAAUCCUUUUAUAAAUUUAAAGGAUUUGCGCAUAUUAGAUCUAUCUCACAGUGGCUUAUCAUCUACUAAAUUAGGAACUCAGGUACAAUUAGAAAAUCUCCAGGAACUUCUGUUAACUAACAACAACAUACAUACAUUACAAAAGGAAAACUUUGAUUAUCUUAGUAAUUCAUCCUUGAGGAAACUUGAUUUGUCUUCAAACCAAUUGAAAGAGUUUUCUCCAGGAUGCUUUCAGUCAAUUGGAAAAUUAUAUGGUCUUUCUCUGAACAAUGUUCUGCUCGGGCCUGUACUCACAGAAGAGCUUUGUUUAGAAUUAUCAGGUACAAGUGUUCGGAUCCUUUCUCUGAGCAACAUACAACUUACUAAAAUUUCCAGCAUGACUUUCAGAGGGCUGAACCAGACAAAUCUCACUACACUUGACCUUUCCCAUAAUGGUUUGUCAGCAAUAGCUAAUGACUCCUUUGCUUGGCUUUCACAUAUAGAAUGGCUUGGGUUGGAGUAUAAUAAUAUAGGCUACCUAUCUUCUCGCUCCUUUUAUGGACUCUCUAAGGUAAAAUACCUGAACUUGAAAAGAACCUUCAGUAAACCAAGAAAUGCCAUGUUUUCCUUUCCUAAGAUAGAUGAUUUUUCCUUCCAAUGGUUAAAAUGUUUGGAAUAUCUUAGCAUAGAGGAUAACAACCUUUUGGGCAUUACCACUAAUAUGUUCACAGGAUUAACAAGUCUGAGACAUAUAAAUUUAUCCAGUUCCUUUGAAUAUUUAAAGACUCUAACCAAUGCUACCUUCUUAUCCCUUGCUCACUCUCCCUUACUUACUCUUAAUUUGACUAGAAACAAAAUAUCUCGGGUAGAAACUGGAGCAUUCUCUUGCUUGAGCCAUCUAGAAGUCCUUGACCUAGGCCUGAAUGAAAUUAGUCAAGAACUUACAGGCCAAGAGUGGAAAGGUCUGGAAAACAUCAUGGAGAUUUAUCUUUCCUAUAACAAAAAUCUAACAUUGACCAGUGACUCAUUUACUUCAGUCCCAAGCCUCAAAAGACUGAUGCUCCGUAGAGUAGCUUGCAAACAGCUGGAUAUUUCUCCAUCUCCUUUUCAUCCUCUUCAGAAUCUGACCAUUCUAGACCUCAGCAACAACAACAUAGCAAACAUAAAUGAUGAAAUGUUAAAAGGACUCAAUCAACUGGAAAUUUUGGAUCUGCAACACAAUAACUUGGCUCGACUUUGGAAACAUGCUAAUCCUGGUGGGCCCGUUCUUUUUCUGAAAGGUCUUUUUCGACUCCACAUACUUAAUUUAGAGUCUAAUGGCUUUGAUGAAAUUCCAGCAGAUGUCUUUAAGGGUUUAUCUCAUCUAAAGAUGAUUGAUUUAGGAUUAAACAAUCUGAAUUUACUCCCAGACUCUUUGUUUGAUGAUCAAACAUCCCUGAAAUCAUUGAACCUGCAAAAGAAUCUUAUAACAUCUGUUGAGAAGAGUGUUUUUGGAUCUGCUUUCCAGAAUCUAAGUGUUUUAGAUAUGAGUUUCAAUCCAUUUGAUUGUACCUGUGAAAGUAUAGCUUGGUUUGCUAAUUGGCUGAAUGGAACCCACACAAAUAUCAAGGAUCAGCCUAAUCAUUACCUAUGUAACACUCCACCACAAUAUCAUGCUACCUUAGUGAUGACCUUUGAUACUGCUCCCUGCAAAGAUAGUGCCCCUUUUAAGAUACUCUUCAUGAUAAAUACCAGUUUCCUAUUCAUUCUGAUCUUUGUUGUCAUGCUUGUCCACUUUCAAGGCUGGAGAAUAGCCUUUUACUGGAAUGUGACCAUACACCGAGUCCUUGGUUUCAAAGAAAUUGAUCACCAGGCAGAGAAGCCUGACUAUGCAGCUUAUGUGGUCCAUGCCCGAGAAGAUGCACAAUGGAUCUGGAAGCAUUUUUCUCCUCUUGAAGAAAAAGACAGUUCCCUCAGAUUCUGUCUGGAGGAAAGGGAUUUUGAAGCUGGCAUGCCUGAACUUGAAGCAAUUGUGCACAGCAUAAAAAGGAGCAAGAAGAUUAUUUUUGUUGUAACACGAAAUCUCUUGAAAGAUCCCUUGUGUAAAAGGUUCAAGGUACACCAUGCAGUCCAGCAAGCAAUUGAACAAAAUCUAGAUUCCAUCAUACUGAUCUUUCUUGAAGACAUUCCAGAUUAUAAACUGAAUCAUGCCCUUUGUUUAAGAAGAGGACUAUUUAAGUCUCAAUGCAUUUUGCAUUGGCCAGCUCAGAAAGAACGUGUCCAUGCAUUUUACCAGAAAUUAGAAGUAGCACUUGGAAUGAAAAAUAGAGCCCAGUGAAUUUCUUGACCUUAAAGAUGUUAUACUUAAAUUGGAGUGUUCCCUAUCAUCAUAAAUUACAGAAUAAAUGGGAAUUAUACUGUAAAUUGGAGGGUGCACUCUCUUCUCCAACUUGUUUACUUUAAAAAAAAUCUUAAAUGAUAUUUGCCUUUAAAAAAAUAAAUGUUUUAUUAAUUUUUAAACACCAUCGGUCAUCUUCCAAUAGUGUUUAAUUUAAGUGGUGCAGAGGAUAAAAUACUAGAUAUGGAGUCAGUAAUAUCCAAGUUCAAAUCCAACCCUAGAACUUUACUGAUGACAUUGGGCAAGUCAUUUAACUU
This is a messenger RNA of Sarcophilus harrisii (Tasmanian devil), 3389 nucleotides long. RefSeq names its product toll like receptor 3 (gene TLR3). Gene Ontology annotation, biological process: immune response; toll-like receptor signaling pathway; inflammatory response. The coding region runs from base 358 to 3072 and encodes 904 amino acids. The record is from RefSeq and is a predicted model, not a curated record. Gene Ontology annotation, cellular component: membrane. Gene Ontology annotation, molecular function: transmembrane signaling receptor activity; protein binding. The transcript is spliced from 5 exons. Lineage: Eukaryota; Metazoa; Chordata; Mammalia; Dasyuromorphia; Dasyuridae.